AUGGAGCAGAAACAGCCGAGAGCCUCGCGAAGGUCUGUCUCGUUCAACCCAGAAGCACCAACUUUCAGUCCAACUGCAGCCGAGACCAGCAUGUCUACCGGUAUUGCAGGCCCGACUCCGCCUACCAGCCCGCGACAGAAGUCGAAGAUGCGAGACGUGUUUGAUGAAGACUCGCCUUUCCGGCCUACUAGGGACCUGCGACCCAACUACCAGGGCUACGAAGAGCUCAAGUUCGGAGAGUCCUCGCGGAAGCCACUCAAGCAACAGGACAUGCCGUUGGAUUCUCUUCAGGAGAUGCUACAAGACCACCACAUCACUGUGAACCGUGAACGCCCUGGUGCAAUCUCUCGCCGUAACCUCACAGGAAACUCUAUCAACAGUCCGCGUGGUCUCCUCCCUGGUCAGCGGCUCAACCCCGACUCCAAGGCGCCAGACGUCGGAGAGCUGAGUGCGGGCCUCAGUCCCCCUGGUAUCAAGAACGAGACGACUAACGUCGACUCCUCAGCACGCUUCCUCCAGUCUCACCGUUCUGAAGGCCUUUCAGAAGGCGUAUUGGGUAAGCUCAUAGGACGGGCGCUGGACAAGCCGUUAACCGCGAUUGACCUAGCCCACUACCUCAAAGGCAAGGACGCAUCCCAGGACGACGCCGCUAAGCCACCUCUGCGUCGCAAGAGCUACAUUCAAGAUCGCUAUCCAGAGCGUGCGGAUGAGGAGCGCCAGUCUACCAAAGUUGUUCCCGCGCCUCCAGGCUUCAUGGGCGAACGUCCUCGUAGGAUCUUCGCGGAGGAGCGUAGCUCUAUCAACCCAGUGGUCAUGCAGGCACCAUUACAGCAAGUACCUACAGGCCCUGCGGGAUUCGGACAGCCUCGUCGCUUCAGCAACCUCCAGACCCCCAACUGGCCGUCUCGCCGUGAUCAUGUACCUGAGCUUUCUAGUCCAGGAGAUUACCGCCCACGUCCACGAGCGCUGACCCGUACCAAGCGCACUGAUCAAGGUCCCGAGCCUUCGCACGCCGACAUCUACCCCGACGAUGCGAACUUCAUGCCGCGCCGCCCGUCCUACCAAGCAGAGCCUACAGAGAGGUUCCAAGGUUUCAUGCCGGCGCCGCUUCCCGAGCGUCCGUUCCAUGCAGAGAACACUGUAGUCUGGCCCACUCCCGCAGAAAUGCAUGCACAGAAGCCUAACAACCAACAGAGACGCAGCGGCUUCCCUCGCCAUGUCCCAGCAUUUGAGAGCCCCGCGCCCGUAGUACGCUGGUCCCCACCAGAACCUUCUUCCAUGGCUCACUACAUGCAGCAGUUCGGAGAGCCCUCCCACCCUUUCGCCUUCACUUUCCCGGCUCCCGCUCCCUCUGUCACCCCGCCGUUCGACAUCUUCGAGAACCACCAUGCCCCCACUUAUGCUGACAUCCACGAGACUGACGCCGAGAUGGAGUGCCUCCUGGGUAUUCUUCCCGACCUCUUCGACCUUGAUCUACCUGAGAUGCCGUCCGACGCGCGCCCCCUCACUCCUGGUCAGAACGACGGUACUCGCUAUGGUCUCAAGUACUACGGCAUCGGUUUAGGCGAUACUUGGGCGUGCCCUGCUGCGCGUGAGGACGAGCCGUUCAGGGUUCGCCCCCGUGAUCAUGAUGGUUGGGGUGGAUGGCAGUGGGCUAUCGACAAGGGUUGGGGCAAUGAGUAA
Molecule: messenger RNA, 1683 nt
Organism: Alternaria viburni
Lineage: Eukaryota; Fungi; Ascomycota; Dothideomycetes; Pleosporales; Pleosporaceae
Exons: 3
Coding region: 1-1683 (560 amino acids)
Source: RefSeq, a predicted model, not a curated record